Staurois parvus is the source of this 1976-nucleotide messenger RNA. Lineage: Eukaryota; Metazoa; Chordata; Amphibia; Anura; Ranidae. The record is from the annotation of a GenBank genome assembly.
AUGUCUCCGCCGUUGUUCAGCCUGCAGGAGGCGAGGAAUAAAUUUACGAAUGUCACCAGAGAAGCUGUGGCUAGUAAGAACACCAAGCAUUUGUUGGCUGCAUUUAGCCAGGCGGCUGGAAGUGAAAAUGAGAAAAAGCUGACGCUUGACCAAGUUUUCCGAGUUGUUUUGGAGGAGGAAAUUAUUAACAAAGCAUCUUGUGACAACUGUCUUGCAAUUAUUUCACUUGCCAUCAAUGGAGUUACAGAAGGUAUUUGUACAGCUACCACACCUUUUGUACUCCUGGGUGAUGUCCUUGACUGUCUUCCUCUGGACCACUGCGAUAGAAUCUUCACGUUUGUUGAGAAAAAUGUUGGAACAUGGAAAUCCAUUACAUUUUAUUCAGCUGGCAAAAACUACUUGCUACGGAUGUGUAAUGACCUUUUGAGGAGACUCUCCAAGUCACAGAACACAGUGUUUUGUGGGAGGAUUCAGCUAUUUCUUGCCCGCCUCUUUCCACUUUCAGAAAAAUCUGGUUUGAAUUUGCAGAGCCAGUUUAACCUGGAGAAUGUCACCGUGUUCAAUGUCAAUGAGAGUGAGAGCACUCUGGGACAGAAACAAGUGGAGGAUAGGGAUGAUGGAAUGGAAAUUGAGGAGGGUGAAAUGGGGGAUGACGAAGCCCCUAACAGUUCGUCAAUUCCCAUAGACUACAACCUAUAUAGAAAGUUUUGGUCGCUGCAGGACUUUUUCAGGAAUCCAGUACAGUGCUAUGACAAGAGCUUCUGGAAGACAUUUCUUAAGUAUUCCGAGGAAGUUAUUGCAGUAUUUAAGAGUUACAAGCUGGAUGAUACUCAGGCAUCACGAAAAAAAAUUGAGGAGCUGAAAUCUGGAGGUGAACAUGUAUACUUCGCUAAGUUCCUGACAAGUGAAAAGUUAAUGGAUUUACAAUUGAGUGACAGCAACUUCCGUCGACAUAUCUUGGUGCAGUACCUUAUAUUGUUCCAGUACUUAAAAGGCCAAGUAAAGUUUAAGAGCUCUAACUAUGUGCUGCUAGAUGAGCAGUCUCUUUGGAUUGAAGAUACCACCAAGCUUGUUCAUCAGUUACUAUGUGAGAUUCCCCCUGAUGGAGAGAAGUUUUCAAAAAUGGUGGAGCACAUACUAAACACAGAGGAGAACUGGAAUUCAUGGAAAAAUGAAGGCUGCCCAAGUUUCGUGAAAGAGAGACAACAAGACAGCAAACCACUGAAACUAGCAAAAAACGUCCAGCCCCUGAGGAGUUUCUGGGCAAAGGUUCAAAUAAAAAGAUCUUAAUGGGAAAUGAUGAAUUAACCCGACUGUGGAAUCUUUGUCCAGACAACAUAGAGGCAUGCAAAUCAGAAAGCAGAGAGUUUAUGCCAACGCUGGAACAGUUUUUUGAAGAGGCCAUUGAACAGGCAGAUCCUGAAAACAUGGUAGAAAACGAAUACAAAGUAGUGAACAACUCAAAUUAUGGCUGGAGGGCAUUGAGACUAUUGGCUCGUAGAAGUCCUCACUUUUUCCAACCUACCAAUCAACAGUUUAGGAGUUUACCAGAAUAUCUGGAGAAUAUGGUGAUUAAGUUAGCCAAGGAAUUGCCACCCCCAUCAGAGGAAAUAAAAACAGGAGAGGACGAAGAUGAGGAUGAUGAAGACAAUGAAUCUUUAUUAAAGGAAAACAAUGAAAGUCCAGAAGUCCAGCAACAGAAUCCAGUCUCUGGGGAGCUGAUAGAAGCACUUGCCAGCAAGCUUGGAGAGCACUGGAAAACACUGGCCCCUUACUUAGAAAUAAAAGACUCAGACAUUAAGGUUAUUGAAUCGGAUAGUGAAGAUGUUAAAAUGAGGGCAAAAUUGUUACUGGUCGCCUGGCAAGAUCGGGAAGGAGCUCGUGCUACCACUGAGAAUCUUAUUUCCGCUUUGAAUCAGGCUCAUUUAAAUGAACUGGCAGAAAACCUAGCCAGUGAUGCAGAAAAUUGCACAUGA